AACCCUCUCUGUGCUGUACGUGAGUUCACUUACAGAAAACCCGACUUGGACUAAUCCGCAAUUUUUGGACCACCUCAUGCUUCAUAACUGGGCUGUUAGCGGUGUUUUAUCCAGCUGGAUGAACCGAACCGGCCUCGGGUGCCUCAACGCUUCCUGAUCCUGGAUGUGGUAGAGCGGCGGCUGCUGCUCUCUGAACUGGGAACACGCUGGGUCUGGUUCCGUCAGGUCCCCAUCAGACCCAGAUUGCAGGUUGUAGUAAUUGUCAUUAUCGGGAUUAUAUGUACCUAUGGGAUGUGCACGAGUAAAGGACUGACGUGGACUCCAAAGCGGAUGAAGAGAGCUCAUCAAAGCAGGCAGCGGAUGUUGAUGUCAGUCCCAUCCUGAGACUCAAAUGCAAACCACGGCCAUCUGAGAGAUGGGCCCAUGCCAGUCUCUCCAACACAAGGAGGCGACGCAGGAAGACGCAUUGAGGAGGCGUAGACUCCAGCCUUGAGAGGAGACCAGCAAGGGGGGAGGUGCUUGGUCCUCCCGUGGCCCUCGGGUGGCCCCCUUUGGCACUCUGGGGCUCUUGAACUAAGAUGUCCCUCAGCAGCAGCCCUGCAUGCGGGAAAGGUGUGGACUCCAAUGCAGUGGACACUUAUGACAGUGGUGACGAGUGGGAUAUUGGUGUUGGCAAUCUGAUCAUUGACCUUGAUGCUGACUUAGAGAAGGACAAAUUAGAGAUGUCCAGCUGUAAGGAAGACGGGGGCAUGGCAGCACCCUCUGGUGCUGUGGCUGCUUUACCUGACAAUAUAAAGUUUGUUAGUCCUGCAUCCAGCUUACAGAGUAAAGAUGGCAAACCCAAAUCAAAGCGCAGUAAAACCUUCAAAGAAAGUGGAAAGGCCCUGGUCUCAGAUGGAACUAAGAAGGAGGUCCUAGUCAGGUCGUCCGUAGACCCACCCUCCCAGAACUUCAAUUCAACCACAACCAAACGAGCUGAGAAGUCUGGUAAAGCUUCUCGCUCCUCCCCUGUUGUAAAAAAGGACAAGGAUCUGGUGUGUGGGAAAAGUAAAAAAGAGAAACUGGAGUUUGCAGUCUCCCAUGUUUCUACUGUUGAGAAAGAUUCUGGAGCAGCGUGCAGCAGCUCGUUGGAGAGCCAGCGAAACGUGGACUUCAACCUGUCAGAGCAGUGUGGGAACCUGGCUCUGGAUUCAGUUGGAAUCGUGCCAGCGGUUACCUUCAAAACGGAGGACGAGGUGGUGGAUGAUGCUGACUGUCAACAUCAGAUAAAGGUGGCCAGCUGUGAGAAGAUGGAGUCUUUGUUUUCCACCUGUGCACCUCCUGCUCUUGGUCCUCACACAAACAACAAUGACAUCUCUUCUCCCUGUGAGCAAAUCAUGGUUUGCACACGCUCUGUGGCCGUGAGCACAGCAAAAGCUGCCCUAGCCACUGAACCAGAGUGUCUUGGACCGUGUGAGCCUGGCACCAGUGUUAACCUGGAAGGAAUCGUGUGGCAAGAGACUGAUGACGGAAUGCUUAUUGUCAAUGUCACAUGGAGGAAUAAGACAUAUGUUGGAACCCUUCUGGACUGCACCAGACAUGACUGGGCCCCGCCGAGGUUCUGCGAGUCUCCCACUAGUGAUGUGGAUGUGCGAAACGGACGUGGUCGGGGGAAGCGGACGCGUCCUGGAAGCAACGCACUUUUGAACGAUAACAGCAACUCAUCUGACUGUAAAAGCAGCAGCAAGACACGUGGUGCUGUUGCGAGCAGCAAAGGGAGACGAGGGAGCCACACAGUCAGCUGUUCAGAAGAUGCUAAGGCCAACCCAUCCUCUGCCAAAAGGAAGACCAAACCUGUAUCGGAUAUAGAACCUACCUCCAGCUCUGAGGACUUGAAAGCAUCUAAACGUAUUAGAACCAACUCCACUGGUAUUGGGACGCCUCUCCUUGGAGUUAAAACGGACACUCUGCUUCUCCCACAUUCUGAGCGGACCUGUCCCUCCCCUACACUCAUUGACUGCCCCCAUCCUAAAUGCAAUAAGAAAUACAAACACAUCAAUGGACUAAAAUAUCACCAGGUUCACGCUCACAGUGACCAUGGCAUCCGAUUGGACCAGGACGUGGACAGUGAAUUUGGGGAAGAAGCUGUUCUCCAUCCUGACCCAACGACCAGCAAUGGUGCAGUUGUUUCUCCCAAAGAACGAGGCCCUGAUGCUCCCUCGGCAGGAAAGCAUGGUUUAAAAGUAAAGAAGGUGGUGGGGGAGGCAGAACCUGAGGUAACCGAUGGUGGUGAGGAGGUGGGGUGUUUAACUGAUGAGACCAGCAGUGAUGAACUAGAGAACAGGAAAGACAGGAAGAUGUCCACCAACAGCAAACCUGAUAAACCAACACAUAAAGGUGUAAAGCUGAUCCCUCCUUUACCUCUUCCUAUUCCUGAAGCCCCUUCUUUGUAUUCCUGCCAAGAGUUUUCUCCUGCUACAGGCUCAGUGGUGCAACCCCUACCCAACAGCCAACCUAACCCUCCCCCUCUCACUGACCCAAACUCCAGUCCUGCUGCUGCUAAGGACAUGAAAAAGAAAGACAAAAAGAAGAGGGAUGGAUGGAAGGAAGGUGAUAGUCCAAAGGCACUAGGAAGGGCUGUGAGGUCAGAGGAGGGGAAAAGUCCAUACUCUGAAACAUUGGACACUUUACAUAAUGGCUGUGUGGAAGCUCAGCAGAACCGCUUAGCUAGCAUCAAAGCUGAAGCUGACAAGGUCUACAGCUUCUCUGACAAUGCACCCAGCCCAUCCAUUGGUGUGGCUAGCAGGAUAGAUGUGCCCCCCUCCCAUCAAAAUGAGAAUGGAGCUGAUAUCCUGUCCAAGACCAGCAGUCCAGCCUACUCGGACAUCUCUGAUGUGGGAGAGGAUGGUGAAGGGAAGGCAGAGGUGGUGAAAGUCAAAACUGAACUGGACGAGGGACCUUGUGAUGGCUCCAAGAAAGCCUUGUUCUUCCUGCAGUCUAAGGAUUCACCUUACUACCCAAACUAUGACUACUCCUGCUCUCCGAGCUACCUAAACCCCAGUCAAGGAGAAGCCCCUGCAGCACCACCUCACAUUGAAGGUGACCAAGUGAAGGUGACGAAGGAAGAAGAGCAAGAGGUUGGAGAGAAUAACAAACGGAAGGUGGAACCUCAAGAGGAAAGGGUGGCAGAAACGGGGCCUCAACAGGCUUCAGUCAUCCAACAGCGUUCCAGCAUGUACUCCCAGUCUCUUUAUUACAACCAGUACUUUGCUUCCCCUUACUCGUACCCAGAUCCAACUCACCUGCUGGCCUCUAACCCCGCCUACCGUCAGCAAUAUGAGGAGAGGCAGCAGCAAGCUGACAGGAAGGCUGAGGGCAAAGAUCGGCAGACGUCUAGUAAAGAUGAGUGGAAGCAGAAGGCCUUGGUACCUCCUACCCUAGCCAGCGCACCAAGCCCUGCAGACCAGGGUGCAAAGGUCAACGCAGCUAAGCCUAAAGACACCAUUGCUGCAUCAGAACAGGUCAAGUGUGUCAGUGUGGUUAAGGGAGAAGAUCCUAAAGUCCCAGCAGGACAGGCUGAUGGUGUGAAGAUCAAACCCAGCGAAGCAGGUCACCAUGGGAUAGGGGAGACCAAGCCGGGGAUGGAGUUGGGCAGGCCAGUGGGUGCAGAUCCUGCCACGUGGUACAGACAGGAAACAAACUCACACUUGUGGCCUUACGUCUACCCCAGCAAAUACUCAGAACCCCCGAGACCUCAGGAGGACGACCGGUGGAAAAAUGAAAGGAAGCGAGACAGGAAAGAGAAGGAGGAGAGGCCACGACCAAAGGAGGGCCUUCAGAAAGAGGAGCCCAAAGGGCAGCAGCCCCUGGAGGAGCACCAGGAUGUCGGAAAGGAGACACGCAUCCCCCACAUGCAGUUCCCCCCUGCCUUGGCCCAGCACCAGGGUUACAUGCCCUAUAUGCAGGGAGCUUAUGCCUACAGCCAGGGCUUCGAGCCCAGCCAUCCUGGGUACCGAGGGAUGCCCUCAGUCAUGAUGCAGAACUACCCAGCCUCAUACCUGCCAGUCAGUUACGCCUUUUCCUCAUACGGAGGGAAGGUGGCAGCAGGGGAAGAUGGGGAAAAACCAUCCAGGUCCAGUCCAACCGUGAAGCCACCCAGUGAGGCUAAAGCUCUGGAGCUGCUGCAGCAGCGUGCUAGAAAUUACCAGGGCAAGUCCCCGUCCAUCCAAGACAAUAUCUCACAUGAGCGGGAACGGGAUCGGGAAUGCUCCCGACCUCGAGCCUCUCCUUCACAGUGCAUCUUGCCGUCUCACCAUCACCUGGGGUAUCCUUUGAUGUCAGGACAGUACGACCUAUCCUACGCCUCAGGACUCUCCUCUUCAGCCAUUGUUGCCAGUCAGCAAGUGUCUGCUCCAUCUUUGUACCCUGCUGCACGCAGGUGAAAAUGGUAUACAUGAUUGACCUCAUCUGAGUCAUGUGACCAUUUCUGUUUUUGGACCACUUCACUCCCGUCUGGCACUGGGACCAGUCCCCUUUGGACUGGACUCAGCGUCUGCCGGUCCCAGGUGGGACGGCUGGUUCUGCUCUCGGACCGGAGCCGUUUGGGUGAGACCACUUCUCUAGAACUGGAUGUCGGUGACCUCUGACUCCCAGCAGACCCCUCUAGACUCUUUAGUGUGUGACUGAGGAUGUGUGUAUUCAGUGUGUGUGUGUAAAUACUGUACAGAGGAAUUAUUUUUAACAUUCUGUUGAAUGAUGGAUUUCCUACCUUUUUGUCUGUUAGUUUUUGUUUUUCUACUGUUGUUGAUAUGAUAUUAAAGGUGUAGCUGAUGGAA
This is a messenger RNA of Nothobranchius furzeri (turquoise killifish), 4814 nucleotides long. RefSeq names its product zinc finger protein 609. Gene Ontology annotation, cellular component: nucleus. The record is from RefSeq and is a predicted model, not a curated record. Lineage: Eukaryota; Metazoa; Chordata; Actinopteri; Cyprinodontiformes; Nothobranchiidae. Gene Ontology annotation, biological process: regulation of transcription by RNA polymerase II.